AUUGCCAUGCCACUUCAAGGGUUAAUUCGGUUGGCUGUCAAAGCUCGCGCCUGACCCCAUGCACAACCAAAGCCGGGAGGAAAACAAAGCUCGCACGCACGUUGUUUACGUUUACAGGAUGAAAUUUACGCUAAGCACCGUUACCAAAUGUUCCGGACGGUUGGGUGUCCUUGGGGGCCUGGACCGCCUGCCCAAUCUGUCCCUGCAAACGCCGGCCUUUAUUUUCCACACCAAGGGUGGCAGCAUUCCUCACCUAAGCAAGGAGGCCAUGCAGCACGUUUCCGGUGACCCGUCCUGCUUUCUGCAUCUGAGCAUCUCCAACACGCUGCACAUGCAGGAAGCGAUCAAAGCAAGCCGCAUAACGAUCGCCGAAUUUAUCGCGCAAAGCAACUGUGCCACGCUGCUGUUUGUGCGCGAUCCAAGCGAACCGCCCAUACCGGGACUGCCAGAGAAGGACUCGUUGCCUAUCUACACGCGCAACGGUAGGAGAAACAUUACCCUAGAGCAGUACAUGACGCUGGUGGAAACGUUCCGGCCCGACGCGUACGUCCCGCUGUACGAUGGCGAUACAGACGCGAGCAGUUCGAAAAAGCGCGACCAAAAGUCACUCGACCGAACGGAAAAGUUUGUCGAGCAGUGCUUGGAAUGGCACAGGAAGUCGGACGCACUGCAAUCAUCCUGCCUGAUCGGUCCCGUCGUCGGUGGCUACAACGAGAAGCUGCGCGAACAGUCGGUUGCAUUUCUGCGCCAAUCCGAUGACGCGUUUGCAGGAUACUUAAUCGAGGGAUUGCACAUGCACGGCCCGUCGGUGGCACGGAUGGAUGGGUCAGCGGCGCUGGGCAUCGUAGCCAACGUUUGCAAGCAGCUGCCGGAGGCGAAGGUCCGCCUCUGCUUCGGUUCGUACGAUCCAGCCCUGGUGCUGGAGAUGGUUGCCGCCGGUGUGGACGUGUUUGACACGAGCUACGUUUACCUGAAAGCUGCCCAGGAGCAUCGUGCGUUGGUGUUUUCGUUCGACGUUACCUCGACGGAGCAGGAGCACGUGACCGAGCUGGAUACGACCGAUGCGCGAUGGGCGGAAGAUUUUGGACCGCUACUGCCCGGCUGCAAGUGCUACACGUGUCAGAAACAUUCCCGCGCCUACGUGCACCAUCUGCACAAUACGCGCGAAAUGCUGGGCCCGAUUCUGCUAAUGAUGCACAAUCUACAUCACUACGUGGAGUUUUUCAAAGCGAUACGGCACCACGUUGCCAACGACAGCUUACCUGAGUUGAGGAACCAUCUCGCCGGCCAGAAGUCGCUGCCACCGUACGAACCGCCGAAGGAAGAAAAACUGCCAAUGCCGGCAGCGCAAAAGGCAGAACUGAUGGAACCGAUGGAGGAUUUGGGAGAAAAACAGAACAAGAAACAGCGUGCUUAGAAACACUCCAAUGCCUACUGUAUUGCUUUCGUUGAUAGUGGAUACAUUAACCGCACAGUAUGAAGGGCAAUGAGUAAGCAUAAACUUCACAGUGAGUGAGGGAGAAAAAUAGCUCCUCUCGCCACAUUUUGCGUAUCCAAUCCUUUUCUUUCGAUUAGGAGAAAGUAAAUUAAAAACAAAUAAACAAAACCACACAUUUCUUUUAGGGAAUAUCUAUCUCUAAACAUAUAUUGAA
This is a messenger RNA of Anopheles gambiae (African malaria mosquito), 1652 nucleotides long. Its product is annotated as queuine tRNA-ribosyltransferase accessory subunit 2. Bases 59 to 1417 code for a protein of 452 amino acids. Gene Ontology annotation, molecular function: tRNA-guanosine(34) queuine transglycosylase activity. Lineage: Eukaryota; Metazoa; Arthropoda; Insecta; Diptera; Culicidae. The record is from RefSeq and is a predicted model, not a curated record. The transcript has 3 exons.